AUGUUGACACGGGGCUUGCGGAUACUGAGCCAGUGUUUGAAGCGACCGACUGGGUUUACAACUACCUACGUCGGUCACAAGUUCCCCAUGGCGUCGGUGCGCCAGUUCUCACGGACGAUGCCGGUGGCGUCGCUGGCAGUAAGACAGUUGCAACAGCUUGAAGAGACCGCCAACCGUGACCCGCAAAACCCUGGCUACCAGGCCGAGUUCUACCGCCAAUUAUUGGCUAACAACUACCCCCAGAUCGUCGUCCAGCGGUUCGAGUCGCCGGGGGUGGCGUCGCUGCCGGAAUGUACCGGGUUGUAUAUCGACGCGUUGCGCAAGAUGGGCAAGCAGCAGAAGGCCGACCACGUCGCGGCGCUGAUGGCGUACCCUCAGGGGGCGGCCCAGGGGAUGCCCCAAGGGUUCGGCUCGAAAUACGAACCGGUACACGUGGUGGUGCUGGAACUGUUUGGCACCAUUUUGCUGAAAUGGCUCAAAUGGUUGAUCCCCGUGGCCCUUUUGGCCUACGGAGCCAACCAAGCGUUUAACUAUUUUGUUGAAAACGGUACCAUUUUCAAGAACUCUGAUGUCACGGAAAAGACUGUCGAUGUGUCUCAGCUGACGGUGCGCUUUUCUGACGUCCAAGGGUGCGAUGAAGCUCGUGCGGAAUUGGAAGAGAUCGUGGACUUUUUGAAAGACCCCUCGAAGUUUACUGGUCUUGGCGGUAAGUUGCCUAAAGGUGUGCUUUUAACUGGUCCCCCCGGUACCGGUAAGACUCUCUUGGCUCGUGCCACCGCUGGUGAAGCUGGUGUCCCUUUCUUCUUUAUGUCCGGUUCAGAAUUUGAUGAAUUAUACGUCGGUGUGGGUGCUAAACGUAUCAGAGAACUCUUUGGUGCCGCCAGAGAAAAGCUGCCGGCGAUCAUUUUCAUUGACGAAUUGGAUGCUAUUGGCGGUAAGCGUAACCCUAAGGACCAAGCUUACGCUAAACAAACGUUGAACCAGUUAUUGGUUGAACUCGACGGGUUCUCGCAAUCGCAAGGGAUCAUCAUUAUCGGCGCCACCAACUUCCCCGAAUCGCUCGACAAGGCGUUAACUCGUCCCGGUCGGUUCGAUAAGGAAGUGAUUGUUGAUUUGCCUGAUGUUCGUGGUCGCGUGGAUAUCUUAAAGCACCACAUGAAGAACGUGGAAACCUCCGACGAUGUCGAUGCCCUGGUGAUUGCCCGUGGUACUCCUGGUCUCUCCGGUGCCGAAUUGAUGAACUUGGUUAACCAGGCCGCCGUCCACGCGUCGCAAUUGUCGGCUCCUGCCGUCAAUAUGGACCAUUUCGAAUGGGCUAAGGAUAAGAUCUUGAUGGGCGCCGCCAAGAAGAAGAUGGUGAUCACCGAAGAACUGCGCAUCAACACCGCCUACCACGAAGCCGGCCACGCCAUCAUGGCGAUGUUCUCUCCCGGCGCCACUCCGUUAUAUAAAGCCACCAUUUUGCCUCGUGGCCGUGCCUUGGGGAUUACCUUCCAACUCCCGGAAAUGGACAAGCACGACAUGCUGAAGAAGGAAUGCUUUGCUCGUCUUGACGUGUGUAUGGGGGGUAAGAUCGCCGAGGAAAUGAUCAACGGCGCCGAGAACGUCACCCUGGGGUGCUCGCUGGACCUUUCCAACGCCACCCUGGUGGCACGGGCGAUGGUGACGUCGUACGGGAUGUCGGACAAAAUCGGUCCCAUCAAGCUCUCGGACAACUGGGAGCUGUGGUCGCCUAAACUUAGAGACUUGGCCGACCAGGAAGUCAGACUGUACUUGAUUGGCCUGGAAAACCGUACCCGCGAGUUGUUGCACGACAAGCGGGUCGAGCUUAAACGGUUGGCGGAGGGUUUGUUGGAGUACGAGACGUUGACCCGAGAAGAAAUGGAGAAGAUCGUGCGGGGCGAUACCAUCAGCAAGGAGAAGAUCCAGCUGAACACGGUGGUGAAGCUGAAGAACGCCGUGCCCCCGAAGGACAUCAUCAACGAGCCGGCGCCCGUGCCCCAGCCGUCGUCUUAA
Messenger RNA from Diutina rugosa, 2016 nucleotides. It is a transcript of the gene YME1, whose product is annotated as i-AAA protease. Bases 1 to 2016 code for a protein of 671 amino acids. Lineage: Eukaryota; Fungi; Ascomycota; Pichiomycetes; Serinales; Debaryomycetaceae. Gene Ontology annotation, molecular function: ATP-dependent peptidase activity; ATP hydrolysis activity; ATP binding. The transcript has a single exon. The record is from RefSeq and is a predicted model, not a curated record. Gene Ontology annotation, cellular component: mitochondrial inner membrane. Gene Ontology annotation, biological process: protein quality control for misfolded or incompletely synthesized proteins; mitochondrion organization.